Entrophospora candida is the source of this 347-nucleotide messenger RNA. The record is from the annotation of a GenBank genome assembly. NCBI's taxonomy places the organism in Eukaryota, Fungi, Glomeromycota, Glomeromycetes, Entrophosporales, Entrophosporaceae.
AUGGUGUAGAAUUGGAAGCUUUUGAAGAAGAGAACUUGUCAUUUUGGUUUACAAUAAAUAUAAUAGAUUACAUCAAAACUGGUGAAUUCGAAGCCAAUGGUGCCUUUAAUAAUUGCAUAAUGAAAUUAAAGAACAGAGAUAAUGAUUAUAAAGAAGCCCAAUUUAUUGAAGAUAUCAGCAAAAAAGAUUUAUUGCAAACACUUGACCAUUUUUCUACUUCUUACGCUGCCACCACUACCGCUGCUACUGCUCCCACCAUCACCACUACUGUCGCUACUGCUCCCACCACCACUUGUUCUCAUUCUCGUACACCCUCUCCUUCUCGCACUUGUGCUCACCGGUCAUGA